CGCCGUGAGGCUCUGCGGGCCCUGAAUGUGGCCUACAGCUCCCGUGGUUCCACCACAUUCCCGGUCGAAGACCUGGUCCGGAUGCUCAUGUUCCAGAAUGCCGGCGAGGCUUCGGACCUCGCGCUGCAGUAUGGGCUCGCGGUCGAUGCAGGCAUGGUGGAGCUAAGCCGGACAGCGUACCAGGAGCCUGAGAUCCAGCCACGUCCAAAGCGCUCUGUGGCCAUCGCAAGGAAGCGGGAGGUGCUGGUGGGCCAAGUGGUCAACGGCGCGCCACUGCCCAACCCACCCCAACACACACCCGUCAACAGCUUUGACAGCCGCAACAAGUACCGUGGGGAUGGGCAGCCAGCGGAGGCAGGCAGUGUGCCCAGGGCUGCAGCCUCCCCUCAGAGGCCCCCCAUUGAGCUGGAUGCGCGGGCCCUCCAGCACCGAUCCAAGAUGCUGAGCGACCCAGCGGAGUCAGCUGGCCUCCCUGGUAGAGAGGAGAGUGGAGCACUUGGGGCAUCUCCGUCGGAGGCACCACCAGUCGCCCCACCUACGCCUCCCCCACCGGAGCCCGUUUACACAGAGCAGGACAUCGCCACGGAGGUAGAGGCCAUGCUGGAGGAGGUAGUGCAGGCCGAGGUGGCUGACGUGGCUGCCACCGGAGCCGAGUACAUCUCUGCUGCACUCAGCAUGUGCAACGGCCAGGUGGAGGCAGUGCUGAGUGAGGUGGUGGAGCAGAUGCUGCGGGAGGUUUCUGCUGCCGAGAUCCAGGCAGAGAGGGAGCAUAUCGCUGAGGAGAAGCGCAGGAUGGAGGAAGCCAGGAGAAAGCAGGAACACGAGGAGCUCCUGGCCCGGCUCAGCAAGACACUGUGUGCCGAGAUCACACAGGAGGUGCUGCGCGACUGCAUCGUGGAGACUGCCUCAACAGAGAUCAGGCGUGCCCAAGAAGAGCAGGCAGAAUGUGUGGCUCGCAGCUCACAAGACGUGUGUGAGGUACUGCUGGAGGAGACGCUGUGUGGUGAGCUCACCCUGCUGGCCCAAGACGUCCUGGAAGCAGAGCUUCUGAGUAUACGCAGGUUCAUCAAAAGGUGGCGUGAUGUGGCGGCCGUGCGCAGGCAGCUGAAGCGACAGAUGCGUGAUUUUCCUGCUGCCCCUGGCUGUGUGGACCCCCGCUUCAGGCUGCAGGCCUUGGCCCCCAGUGCCCCCCCCUCACCCUGCCUGGACAGGCUGGCCCGGGGCGUGGUCAACCUGGGGCACGCUGGGGACCUCUCUGUUUCCUGCACCAGGUUGGCGAAGAUGCGAAGGGAAACCGAGCAUCAGAUGAAGGUCCACUUGUUCUACCAGCAGCUCCUGAGCGAAUCUGUGUGGGGGCCACUGGACCUGCUCAGUCUGGUGGCAGCAAGCGUCUCGAACCCAUCUGACACAAUCUUCUGGAAGGCAGCCCUCUUGUUGCCAAGUGAUCAUGAAAGAGAUGCCAGUGUUGCUAACCAGAUUUUGACAGAAUGGCUGGAGUCCAAAUUCGGUAACUCGGAGAAGCAAGAACACAGGGAGAUGGUCCCCAACGGACACAUGCAAACCUUGAGCAUCAGCAGCGGCCUGCGGAGCGUGGGGGAGCGCAUGCACACAGUGCACGUGUGUGUGAAGGUGGCCCGCGGGCCCCUCAGCGAGGAAGGCCAGUUGGCAUUGGAGAAGCGGAAGGGGCUGAUGGGCAUGGGCGCCCUGCUGAUGCUGCUGCCCUCGGCAGUCAGUCCCGGGGCUGAUGAGGAAGACGGGGACAUCUUCCUGUUAUCCGCCCUGCUGCAGCUCCGGCAGAUCCAGCAGGCUAAUGCCUGGCCACAGGCCCUUCCUCUGGUGGUGGUGGUCCCAGGGCAGGCUGGGCACAGGGCCAGCGAUGAACGGCUAGAGGAAGACCUGAUGCUUCAGACACUCAUUGAGGAAGGUUUGAUUUCAGAGUACAUGUUCGUCCAUAUCCCCGAGACCACGAACGAACCCCAAGGAUCCGAGCAGAUCCGCCAUGCCGUCAGGUGGCUCGCUGCCCGCUCCACGGCACCAGCCCGGCUCGUCUCGCAGACGUUGGUGCAGGUUGUGGAGGCCGGGCUCUGCCGCGAGUUUGCUGGUAGGCUUCACCGUGAUCGGAGGGACCGUGACAUGGCGGGACUGCCCUCCCAGGGCCCUGCACCCGUCAUCGGCCUCUACAACACUGUCCUGGCUUUCUUGGCUGGCCUUGUGUCGUCCCCGAGUCUGGCUGGCCUCUCCUGGCCCGUGGCAGAGUUCUCGGUGCCAGGGGGUGGUGACUGCCUACCACAUCUGCUCUGGAACUCGGCUGAGCACCUGGAGUGGCUCCAGGGGGCAGUCCUGAGCCUGCGGCUGCCCGACUGGCCGCUGCCAGCCGUGGGGGCUCCUUGGAGCCAGCUGGUUGCCUCCAUCUUCCAGUACGUAUCUCAAAUCCCAUGGUCCCGCCACAGCCAGCCACUCCUUAUGUCCCAGUUGGAGAACCUUUUGGAGAGGCUGCGUCAGGACUGUGUGGGCCGAGGUGGGGGGCCGGACAAGGAGCCCACUUUCUGGGAGGUGCCCUGGGACGAAAUUGUCAUGCUCUGUGUAGAGCACCAACUCCGGGACUGGAACCCUCCUGGGUGCCCCGUGAGUGAAGAUGUCAUCAGUGACGACGGAGAAAUCCCGGUGUAUUUCCUGAGCGAUGGGCUGCAGGGCUUCAUACCGCCGUCCUGCUGGGUGGAUGCCGUAAAGCAGACGCACAGGGACAAGCAGCAGGGGAAGGCAGGGUGUCACCAGAGCAUGUGGCCUCAUCCUCGAAUGGCCAGGCCACGUCUUCAACAGAAGCUGUUUCACAGCAUGGUUGAGGACCCUGAGUCCGGAUCCGGUGUUGCCCCUGUUUUGGAUGCUGCCUCCAGCCCCCAGGACCUCCUGGCUCGCAUUGAGGAGGAGAAAGAACAGAGCCGCAGGUUCGAGGACCAGCUGCGUACCUGGCUUGACGUCGAGUCCCUGGGCCCUUCCUCUUCCUCCUCACCACUUUUCUUGCCUUCUUCGUUACUGUCUGUACCGGAGAUCGUAGUGCCCUCCCCAAAGAUGGCUGCCCCACCUGCACUUGCCCUGCAGAAGGAGCGCAGUGUCCGCAGUGACCAGGCCAGGGGAGCUGCCAGUUCUAUGGCGAGGCGUCUACAGGAGCUGGAGCAGCUGAUCUCUGCAAGCCGGGAGGAGGAGCUCGCAUGUGAGCUGAAGCUAAGCUGCCUUCUGGACAUUGUUGAUGACUGAGUGUCAUGUGACCCACCUGAUGUCUGCCGUUGACUGCCACAAGUUGUCUCUCUUAUGCCUGAUUUCUGCAGUAUAUUUAGUUGUGUGGUACUUGUGCAUAUAUUGCUUUGAAGAGUAUGAUGUACAGUAAUUUACACAACAUUGGGAGUGUUGUAACUGGGGGAAAAACAUGUCAUAGGAAAUGGACAGUUUUUUAGGGUUUUUUUUUUUGUGCAAAUUUUAAAUAUUAAAAUGUUAUUGUAUUUAGAAACCCAUGGCUAUUUCUUUGUUUUUUUUCCAUCAUGAAACUUUGUUUAUUGUACUUUUAAAUUGAAUCACAAUUUGCUGCAGAAUCUUUAAAACCUGUGACGUUAUUUGCCCAUAUUAGACUCUCAUACGUGGGGUUGUUACUGCUGUUUCUUUAACCUUGUGUAUUGUUGGUCAAAAUUAACAAUUUAGGUAAUAUCUGCAUUGUACACCAUUGCAAAAGUAUGUCUUUUUUUAGAUUCUUAAAGAAAGUUCAUGUAAUUGAACUGAAGAUCACAGCAGUUCACUAAGCAGUCUGCCACUGAGUUCCUUUUAUAAACUGGCUGGCUGGUUUUUAAGAAAAUAUGCCCGUGGAUGCCCUACAGGUGGCAGCAGGGAGCCAUCUGCAUAUGUACAGACAGUCUGCUGGUUAAGAAUAUUCGACUGACUUGAUGUAGCUAAGAUAUUUUGCAUUUAAAAGCAGAUGGCCAUAGAUCCUAUCAUACUAAUUUAGUUUAAAACUAUUUUUAAUAUCAAACAUAUGCAUUACUUUAUGAUGCUCAUGAAAACAUCACCCUGCUUUAUUCUUUCGUGGGCUUGAGGUACAGUACUGUAUGCAGUUAUUUUUAAUAUUACUGUACUAUAAUGUUCUGUAGUAUUACUCUUCUCACACCAAUAAAUUUGACUUUA
Molecule: messenger RNA, 4170 nt
Organism: Brienomyrus brachyistius
Lineage: Eukaryota; Metazoa; Chordata; Actinopteri; Osteoglossiformes; Mormyridae
Product: germinal-center associated nuclear protein-like
Exons: 19
Coding region: 82-3255 (1057 amino acids)
Biological process (GO): mRNA export from nucleus
Cellular component (GO): cytoplasm; nucleus; transcription export complex 2
Source: RefSeq, a predicted model, not a curated record